CUACAUACAUACUUUCCUGUGUUUUUAUAACUUUGGUCUGAUUGUUAAAUUUAUAAACACCGUAAGCGACAUAAACGUCAUCCUAGAAAAAUACAGAACGAAAAUGGCAAGUACAGCUGGAUUUUUACCACAAGAAGUCUUCAAGUUUGACCAUUUGGAGACCCGUGUACAGAAACACCUGAAGAAGGUUUAUGGCACCCUCUCCAUUUCCAUGUUUGCUGCAGCAGCAGGAGCCUAUGUUCAUCUCUUCACUGGUUUGAUGAGUGCUGGGUUAUUGACAGCACUUGGUUCAAUUGGUUUGAUGAUCUGGUUAGCUGCCACCAGCCACACGAAGGAGAAUGAGCAGAAGAGACUCGGCAUCUUUAUUGGCUUCACAUUCCUGUCUGGGGUGUCUCUCGGACCUCUUCUGGACAUGGUGAUCAGGAUUGAUCCAAGCAUAAUUACCACAGCUUUGUUGGGAACAUGUCUUAUAUUCAUCAGUUUCUCAUUGGCUGCCCUCUACAACACAAACAGGACCUAUCUCUACCUUGGAGGUAUGCUGUUGUCAGCCCUGUCCUGGAUGUGCAUGCUGUCAUUGAUGAACAUAUUCUUUCAGUCAAAAAUGAUCUAUGAUUUGAACCUGUAUGGAGGCCUUGUUAUUUUCUGCGGCUUUGUGCUGUACGACACCCAGCUCAUUAUUGAGAAGGCAAGACGUGGAGAUGAUGACUACAUCUGGCAAAGUGUGGAUUUGUUUAUUGACUUCAUUCAAAUCUUCCGUCGCCUUCUCAUCAUCCUCGCUAGCAAGGAGGACAGCAAGAAAAAGAGGAAAGAUUAGGCAGAGAAACAGAGUUUUAAUGUGGGAUGCAUAAAGAGAAAAUUGAUACCAUCUGUUUUUGUACUAUGAAUCAAACAGUUCUUCAAUUUGGACGUCCAGUUUGAUUAUUAAUGUAGUUGAAUACGUCAGUGACAUUUUUGGUGCAAUUAUGUUAUGCUGGAAAAGUGUCAUAGUAUUUUUUUUUGUGUGCCUAAAAAUCUAUUAAUGAUUUUAUAAAGUCCCAUAUUGUAUAAUAAAUAUUGAAUAUAAUUCAUAUUCAGAAA
Molecule: messenger RNA, 1077 nt
Organism: Ruditapes philippinarum (Manila clam)
Lineage: Eukaryota; Metazoa; Mollusca; Bivalvia; Venerida; Veneridae
Product: bax inhibitor 1-like
Exons: 9
Coding region: 104-814 (236 amino acids)
Biological process (GO): negative regulation of endoribonuclease activity; cellular response to unfolded protein; negative regulation of RNA splicing
Cellular component (GO): mitochondrial membrane
Molecular function (GO): enzyme binding
Source: RefSeq, a predicted model, not a curated record